Daphnia magna is the source of this 3335-nucleotide messenger RNA. RefSeq names its product calcium-activated chloride channel regulator 4. The record is from RefSeq and is a predicted model, not a curated record. The transcript is spliced from 13 exons. Lineage: Eukaryota; Metazoa; Arthropoda; Branchiopoda; Diplostraca; Daphniidae. Bases 234 to 3248 code for a protein of 1004 amino acids.
AUAAGAUUAAAUUUGUUUAUUUCAAUUAUCCUAAUCACAAAAUAUGGCAAGAAAAUCUCCCUUUUACGCCUUUAACUGUCAAUCAAAGGCCAACAACUACUUGAAGUAUUUGUCUCGUUUUAUCACCAAAUUUGGUUUUUCCUCAUUUGUGUCACAAACGGUUUGAUUCAGCUUAUAUAUAAACGCGAUUGAAAACUUAGAAUUUCAAUCCAUUCGAUCCCCAGCUCCAGAACAUGGCGGUCUUCCGUCAUCUUCCACUUCUACUAGUCCUCUAUAGUUUGUUUGGCUUCACUUUCAGUAGUCGGGUCAGCAUUAUCAACAACGGCUAUCGUGAUCUGGUCGUGGCGAUUUCACCAGAUGUCCACCCAGAUCAAGCUUCUGAUUUGCUCUAUAACAUUCAGAGAAUCAUCACCGAGGCUUCGGCUGAUUUGUAUGCGGCUACACGGCAAAGAUCCUAUAUCCAGUCUGUGCAAAUUCUAAUUCCACAGAAGUGGGUAAACAUCACGGCAAACGCAUCCACUUGGGAGACCUUUCAGGACGCUGAAAUUCAAAUUGACCAUCCAAAUUGGAAAUAUGGUGAUAUGCCCUACACCGUUCAACUAGGCGGAUGCGGCGAUCCUGGCCAGUACAUUCAUUGGACUCCAAAUUAUGUCAACACUUUCGAUUACGAUACCACAAAAUUGCAGUUUGGUCCAGCUGGUAAACUUUUCGUGAGGGAAUGGGCCCGACUGCGCUACGGUGUUUUUGAAGAGCACGGCUACACCGGUGCUGACACUACUUUCCCGACCUUCUAUCGGCCAGGAACUGCCCAGCAGUCAGCUGAUAUGGUGCCCAAUGUUUGCUCACACGAACCAGUUGACUUCUUGGUUGACUACGGUUGCGGUGUUGACCGGACAACGGGCCUUUACGAUUCGAAUUGCACGUACAGUUUUGCAAAUUCAUUUAAGCCAACGUCAUCCAUCCUGUCCGACAACAGAAUGCUCUCCUCGGCGGUGCAUUUCUGCGAUGACGAUCCAUCCAGCCUUCACAGACACAACCGAGAAGCACCCACCAAGCAAAACGCUGUUUGUAACACGCAAAGUGUAUGGUCGGUAAUCUCGAAGCACACCGAUUUCACCGGCAAUAACAAUCCACCUGCCACCAUCGCCAAUGUCAAACCGACGUUCAACAUAGUUCGAGUUUUGACCGGUGCUCGCUACGUUCUCGUUACUGACGUUUCUGGAAGCAUGGACGAUUAUGAUCGCAUUACUAGAUUAAACGAGGCGGCCCGCCGUUGGAUUAAAUACGAUAUUACCGAAGGCACUUCGUUGGGUAUCGUCAAGUUCAGUACAUCGGCGACGAUGCUUAGUGACUUGACUGUGGUGAAUGAUGAUACACGCCAACAAUUGAUGGAUAAAGUUCCGAACUAUACGGAAGGCGGUACGUGUAUAGGAUGUGGUCUCCAGAUAGCUCUAGAUAUAUUGGAACCUGGUGGUAAAGGAGGAGUGAUCGUAUUGGUGACUGAUGGCUUGGAGAACGAGCAUCCGUACAUAGAGGAAAUGUAUCCCCGAUUAAUCGAUGCUCAAGUUCAAGUUGUGUCUAUCGCUUUCGGUGACGAUGCUGAGGAUGAAAUUGAAGUUUUGGCUACCAAAACUAACGGGAAAAGUUAUUUUAUCAAUGACGACGGGAACGAUGACGAGCUGAACGACGCUUUCACCGGCUCAUUGACUUAUCAACCGGCCGUGCCUACCGGAGAGCUCACUGUCCUACUCUUCCAGAAAAAAUACAAAAAUGGCAACAGAUUUGAAGAUUCUGUCUUCGUCGAUUUCACCAUCGGCCGAAACCUAACCUUCCGCGUCGAUUACACAAAUCGAUAUUUCAUUGACAGCUUUUCGGUAAACUCUCCUAGUGGCACAGUGUACGAUAGCGUCACUUACGACAACAGCGCAAAAUUGGCUUACAUCAUCAUUCCCGGCCUAGCCGAAGAAGGCGAAUGGAGAUUCACGUUGAAUGUCUACCAGGGAUAUCCUCAAGAUUACGCCAAUGUUAUUGUCACGUCGAGAUCAAGAACCGAUUCAGCGGCGCCAAUCACCGUCGAAUGCUCCGUCCCGAGUGGAACGGUCGUCGAAGACGCUGCAGUCACACCUGUCCGUCUUGUGGCCGUUGUAAAACACGGACGUAACCGUGUCCUCGGAGCUAAUGUCAUAGCUCACGUGGUGAGCCCCAAUUCUGCCGAUAACGUCGUCCAGUUAGAAGACAACGGAAUCGGAGGGGAUUUAACCGAAAACAAUGGUAUCUAUUCAGGUUUUUACGUGGCCGUUUACAAUGCCGGACGCUACACGUUGGUCUGUGAAGUCAAUAGCGCGGAAGGGACUUACAUCGACGAUGGCGUAACGGCCCAACAACGAACCGCUAUGGGUAACUUCGAACGUGUCCAGUCCGGAGGCGCUUUCAGGGUGGAGAUCCCUAUGACAACCAUGUACCCACCGAGUCGAGUAACGGAUUUGAAAGUUGUGGCUAUGCAAGUAGAUCAAAUGUCUUUUAAAAUUGAAUGGACGGCCACUGGCGAUGAACUCGAUGUCGGAACUGCGUCUGCGUAUCAGAUAAAAUAUUCGACUACCUUCGAUAGUUUGAUGGACGACAAUUUCGACUCAAGCUCGUCCGUGCAAUUUGGAUCGCAAGACAUCAUUGACGGCAGUAUGCAACCGCUAGAAUCCGGAAGCAAGCAAAACGUCACGCUCCGGCUUCCUUCGACGGCUGAAGACACCACGUAUUACAUCGCCCUGAGAAUCAUCAACAGCAACAACAUGGCUAGCGACACUUCCAACGUCGUCUCCGUCCAAAUUGUCCGUGUUAAACCACCACCGACACAGCCACCGCCAACUACGACCACUCUAGUGCCUCCCACUACAUCCAGCAGCCUAACCGUUGGAUGCGAUGGGGUAUUGACGACCCCCAACGGACUGUUAACAUCUCCCAACUACCCCGGCGCCUACCCCAAUAACUACAACUGCCAAUGGACCAUUCAAGUGGAUCGUACCUCGAAAAUCCGUUUGACAUUUAGCCAUUUCGAUACUGAAAGUCCAUUUGACUACGUCGAGGUGUACGACGGAUCUUCCGACUCUGCUACUCGGCUGUUGAAGCACAGCGGAUUUACUGUGCCCAACGCACCUGUUAGUUCCUCGUCCAACAAAAUGCUGGUGCGUUUUGUCACCGAUUCCACCGGAAAUAAUUUUAGAGGAUGGAGGGCUACCUACACGAUUGCUUAAUUAUAACAUGAACAACCAUGAUAUGAUUCCCCCCUUUUUUUCCUUAACAAGAUUAUUGAUCAAAUACAUAUACUUUUAUCAGCAUGA